AUGGAGAACUGUCUGGCGGCCGCGGUGCUGAACGGAGUGGACCGACGUAGUCUGCAGCGUUCAGCCAGGCUGGGUCAAGAAGUGCUGGAGCGGGCCAAGAAGAGAGCAGUGAACUGGCAUUCGCUGCAGCUCCCCAAAGGCACCAUGAGGGUUCUGACCUCGGAGGGGACCGACCAAGAGAGACGGCUAGUGGCUGACCCCCAGCGCCUUCUCCCAGGAGAGAGAGAAGAGAGAUGCCCUACCCUCAAUGCUUCCUUCAGAACAAUGGCUGAAUUCAUGGACUAUGCUUCUAGUCAGUGUGGGAAAUAUUAUGCAUCGAUGCCAGAGGAAGGAGGGGCAAACCACGUAUAUCGUUACCACAGAGGAAAAUCAGAGUCCUCCUCAUGCUCAGACUUGAGAAAUGGUCAGAGACAAAACACAGCACUUGGCCUUGAAAGCAUCUGUCAAGGAUCACAGUGUGACCUACAAGCAUCCCAGCCUGCUGAGGACAUCGCUAAGGACCUUUACAUAGAAGUAUAUCCAGGGACCUACUCUGUCACUGUGGGUUCAAACGACUUAACCAAGAAGACUCUUGUGGUAGCAGUUGAUUCAGGACAGAGUGUGGACUUGGUCUUCCCUAUAUGA
Messenger RNA from Elephantulus edwardii (Cape elephant shrew), 624 nucleotides. RefSeq names its product A kinase (PRKA) interacting protein 1 (gene AKIP1). Lineage: Eukaryota; Metazoa; Chordata; Mammalia; Macroscelidea; Macroscelididae. The transcript is spliced from 5 exons. Gene Ontology annotation, cellular component: nucleoplasm. The record is from RefSeq and is a predicted model, not a curated record. Bases 1 to 624 code for a protein of 207 amino acids. Gene Ontology annotation, biological process: regulation of non-canonical NF-kappaB signal transduction.